Messenger RNA from Aedes albopictus (Asian tiger mosquito), 1618 nucleotides. Its product is annotated as putative E3 ubiquitin-protein ligase UBR7. The record is from RefSeq and is a predicted model, not a curated record. Gene Ontology annotation, cellular component: cytoplasm. The transcript is spliced from 3 exons. Gene Ontology annotation, molecular function: zinc ion binding; ubiquitin protein ligase activity. NCBI's taxonomy places the organism in Eukaryota, Metazoa, Arthropoda, Insecta, Diptera, Culicidae. The coding region runs from base 203 to 1429 and encodes 408 amino acids.
AUUUGACAAUCACAGUUUAGGCGGAUUUUUGUUGAACCAGAAGCUCUUCAGCUGUUGUGCUUGCGUUUUACCAAUAAAAUUGGUGAAAAUCCUGUGCAUUCCUGAAAAACCGAAGUAAAGUGCUGCUAAAUUAUCAGUAUUUAUCAGAAGAAAACAAGGUAUUUCCCUCGAUCGCAUUUUGGUAGAAGUUUAAGCAAAGAUAAUGGAUCAGUCCAACAGCUCGGAAACCGCCGGAACGUCCAACCAGGAUCGCUCCUGGGUGACCUUGGGUGAGCUUCUGAAGGAGCAGGAGGAACUCGAGGCCGAAAGCGAUGCCGUUUUGGGCGGAUCGGAUGACAAAAACUGCACGUAUUCGCGGGGCUACAUUGGACGCCAGGCUCUGUACGCUUGCAUGACCUGCUUGCCAGAAGGGAGAGUGAAUGAGGAGAAGCGAGCGGGAGUUUGCCUAGCCUGUUCCUAUAAAUGCCACGAGGGGCACGAUUUGAUCGAACUGUACACCAAGAGGCACUUUCGCUGCGACUGCGGAGGGAAACGAAUGCCGGAUGUUCGUUGUAAGCUGGAUCCGCUCAAGAUAGAGGCAAAUCAGCAGAACCAGUACAAUCAGAAUUUCAGUGGCACCUACUGUACUUGCCAUCGGCCGUAUCCGGAUCCGGAGGACGACGUGGAAGACGAGAUGAUUCAGUGUGUUGUUUGCGAGGAUUGGUAUCACUCCAGACAUCUGGGCACGGAGGACGUUCCGAGCACCUCGAAGGAUUUCGCGGAGAUGAUCUGCGGAGGAUGUGUGCAGAGGGUUGGAUUUUUGCGGAAUUAUGUCGGGAAGAUUGAAGACGCGGCGAACCAGACGCAACUGAAUGACACGGUGCAGGUGGACGUGACCGGCAUGGACGAAUCGAACGUGGCCGAAGCGAGUACCGUUUCGAAUGAUGAGAGUAAAGUUGAGGCUACGGAUUCGGAGUGCGAACCCAGCGAAGCUAAGCGAGUUAAAUUGGAUAUCUGCACUAAACCUCCGUAUGACGAAGGUGACCCUGCCGGUUAUAAGAAAGGUGCCACGUUCUGGAACGAGGGCUGGAGGAAUUUCCUUUGCCGUUGCACCGAUUGUACGUCCUUGUAUAAAACCCACAAAGUGGAGUUCCUCCUGGACGAAAAGGAUACCGUCCAGUGGUACGAAGAGCACGGCCGCCAAAAGCAGAAGCAGGACGACGCAACCACCGACGAUCAAGCGAUGGAAGCCUUCAACAAAAUGGGACGCGUUCAGCAGGUGGAAUUUCUGACCGGGGUCAAUCACAUGCAGGUCCGGUUGAGGGAAUUUCUGGACACAUUCGUCACUAACCAUCAGGUCGUGACGGAGAAGGAUGUGCACGAGUUUUUCGCCAAGCUGAAGAAGGAACGAUCGGAGACGGCUGGGGCGCCGUCGCACUUUUGCCGUUGAGUUUCAUCGCAUGUUUUUGUAUAUUUUUGAUAUUUUUUUUUGUAUUCUAUCCAAUGCAUUCGAAUUGUAUUUGUACCAUUUAAAGCUCAGCAUCCAAGUUUGUCGAUAGACGUCAAUGAAACUAACGAUAUCUUUUAAAGGGUCAAUAAAAUAUCGUAUAUUCAAAUAAAAGCAUAUUGACAAAGUUUA